AUGGAGUUGAAGAAGAGGCCUUGUGCUACUCCUCAUUCCAAUCAUUACAAAGUGAAGUGUCCAGUGAUCGACUCGUCUCCGAAGCCAAUAAAAGCUGUCAUGGCAUUCCGAGAAGCAGCACUGAGGCAUGCGCUUAUACAGGCGUUGGAUCAUGAGGACAGAUCGACUUCGUUCGACGGCUCUGUCGUGAGGCGAUCCGAACGGGGAUCAGAAGUCGAUACUGUCCUCAUCCAGACAGGCCCAUUUUGGCUAAGCAGCUUUUCGAUAUGCUCGUGUGCCUGUCCCCGUCGAAAAAGUCCAACCGGGAAGCAGGUAGCCACCUAUCCUUCUAACAGGCGAUCCGAUCAGGGAUCAGGGAUAGCUCUGGCUACCAAGCUGUUCGUCGGACGUCGCCCAGACAUCGUCGAGAGUCGUCACCUUCCAGAAAGAUGGAAUUGA
Messenger RNA from Haemonchus placei, 438 nucleotides. The record is from the annotation of a GenBank genome assembly. Lineage: Eukaryota; Metazoa; Nematoda; Chromadorea; Rhabditida; Trichostrongylidae.